Molecule: messenger RNA, 1263 nt
Organism: Carassius gibelio (silver crucian carp)
Lineage: Eukaryota; Metazoa; Chordata; Actinopteri; Cypriniformes; Cyprinidae
Gene: snrnp25
Product: small nuclear ribonucleoprotein 25
Exons: 5
Coding region: 150-683 (177 amino acids)
Biological process (GO): mRNA splicing, via spliceosome
Cellular component (GO): U12-type spliceosomal complex
Source: RefSeq, a predicted model, not a curated record
UUUUUUUUUUUUUUUUUUACAAAAUAAUUGACCGGCUAUGUAAUUUAAUUCGGUUUAAAUUGACAAAUAAUUUAAUAAACAUAAAAAUAGAAUCUGACACUUGAAUGUCUUGUAUUUCAGGAUAGUUUUCGCUUAUUGUCAGUUUAUAAAUGGAUGAAUUAAAGGAAGGAUCCCUAAAGAAUGUCGACCAGGGCGAGUUAGGGGAGAAAAGUGUUGUCGAUGAAAUUAAAGAAGAGCAAGAAGAAGAAGAGGAGGACGAGGAGGACUUGCCCCACUCUGAAUUCCUUGACAUCUUUGAGGAAGGCCUGGCUCUGAUGGUGCAGGACCCUUUACUGUGCGACCUGCCAAUCCAGGUCACACUGGAGGAGGUGAACUCUCAGGUGGCUCUGGAAUACGGUCAAGCCAUGACUGUUCGUGUUUGUAAGGCUGAUGGAGAAGUCAUGCCUAUUGUGGUUGUGCAGUCUGCUACGGUUCUGGAUCUGAAGAAAGCCAUUCGCAGAUAUAUGGAGCUGAAGCAACAGCGAGAGGGGGGUGUCAAACACAUCAGCUGGAAAUAUGUGUGGAGGACAUUUCAUCUGGUCUUCAAUGCAGAAAAGUUAGAAGAUGACAAAAGAAAGCUUAAGGACUACGGGAUCAGGAACAGAGAUGAAGUGACGUUUUUGAAGAAACUGAGGAUGAAAUGAAUGGAGACAAUUGCCAGUUUUCUUUAAUAGGCCACAUUUGUAAAUAGAUAUUUAAAGGAAUUGUUUGCACAAAAAAAAAAAAAAAAAAAAACCCUCAUGAUGUUCUGUUCCAAACACUGUUUACUGCAAUUUUUUUCUGUGGAAUAACAACAACAACAAAAAGAUCUCUUUCUCUAUAUAUUUUUUUACAUUUUCUUUGUAGCCUUUUAAACUGUUAUUUUCCAUAGAAUAGCAACAUUUCAGUGACCUCCAGCUAUUGUCACCAUGAACCCCGAGUAAAAACGCUUUUGUAAAAACUUUGUUUAUUUCCUAAUCCUGUGAAGGUGGACACUUGUUAAAGCAAUUAUUGUAACAAGUAUCUUUAAUAAUUAUUUUUAGAAUACACUUUAUAAAGGCUGUCAUUUUUACUGAGACAGAAAGCCAAACCAUCACAUUUGCAAGCACAACACCUAGUUAUUAACAUCUAUACUUCCACAAAGCAGCUGAUUCACUGGAAGAACAUGUCUCCUAAAGUGCUUUAAAGUCAUAAUUGUUGUGUUUGAUGUUUAUUUUAUAUUGAUUAAAAGCAAUUAAACCUGAA